Molecule: messenger RNA, 759 nt
Organism: Theobroma cacao (cacao)
Lineage: Eukaryota; Viridiplantae; Streptophyta; Magnoliopsida; Malvales; Malvaceae
Source: RefSeq, a predicted model, not a curated record
CAACUCUCUUUGUCUUUAGUUUCUCUUUGAACAAGCUCUUUUGUUCACAUUUCCUUCCUAUUUGCUCUUUUGUCAUGGAAAAUUCUCAGAGUUUGAAAGGGAAGCAAGAGUUGAAACGAUCCUUUCCGAGCAAAAUUAGGCAUGGAACCAAAGAGAAGUCUCCUAUGGAGGGAGUGAAGUUGGCUGCAAUUGCAAUCAGCCUUAACGUACGGUUGAGAUCAUCCGAUAUGCCAAUUUGCAUGCAAGAGCAUGCCCUUCGUUGCAGUAGGCAGCUUCUUGAUUCUGCUCCCAAGCCCCGCCCUAACCUUACUCACUUGGCUCGAGCGAUCAAAAAGGAGUUCGACUCGGCGUACGGACCAGCGUGGCACUGUGUGAUUGGGACAAGUUUCGGAUCGUUCGUGACUCACUCAGCAGGUGGCUUCGUCUACUUUUCAAUUGACUCCUUGUCCAUUCUUCUAUUCAAAACAGAGGUUGAGUUAGUCACGGAAGAGAAAGAGGGCCAAAGGCUUUGACUAAUCUUUGCCUACGAAAAAUUUUCAAAGCAUAGAUGCUUGGGUCUUGAGUUUGUAUGAGCAACUCAAUUACUUGUUGGCUAGUUCUAUUUUCCCAUAGAUAUUGCACGAAUUCAGCCUGUUCCAAAGUGGAUUAAGUGUUCUAAACGUGUUUAAUGCAAGUUGUGUAAGUAAAGGAAUUCAAGCCCAUAGAUGUUUGUUUUUCCAUUUGUCUUGUACCAAAGUUUCAAAGUUUGAUUAUCUGUUC